Messenger RNA from Tigriopus californicus, 1082 nucleotides. RefSeq lists its product as uncharacterized. Bases 138 to 872 code for a protein of 244 amino acids. The transcript has 4 exons. The record is from RefSeq and is a predicted model, not a curated record. Lineage: Eukaryota; Metazoa; Arthropoda; Copepoda; Harpacticoida; Harpacticidae. Gene Ontology annotation, molecular function: hydrolase activity.
UCCUGUUAUCAUGAAUGUACGCACUACGCACACGUUGAUAUAACCUUCACUAUCUUUUGAAUGUGGUGUGGUGUUCUUCGAACUUGAAUCCACUUUAUUAAGAUAAGUGUGUAGAAGAAGGAAAAACGUUGCUUAAAAUGUCGUGUUGUCCAGACAACUCAUGGGGUAGCCUGAUUGCCAACCCCGACUACAGUCCCAAGGGUAAAGUGUUGCAAUUAGAAGAUUUGCCAAUAUAUGUGGCGGGUAAAUCUGAAAAGUGCCUUCUUUGGAGUUACCAUAUAUUCGGCUUCAACGACGGCCGUGGGAAGCAACUUUGUGAUAUGCUAGCAGAUCAAGGAUAUAUGGUAGUGAUGCCAGAUUACUACCGUGGAAAGAGCCAGGAUCCAACCUUACCUGGGGCGAAAGAUUUUUUGAUGAGUGAGACUCAAUGGCCUAAGCUCAAAAAAGAUAUUGAGAGCCUUGUGGUACCUUGGGCAAAAGAACAAGGCGCCAAAAUCUUCGGAGCUAUUGGUACUUGUUGGGGUAGUUACGUGGUUUUGAGAAUCAGUUCGCAUCCGGAUUUCAAGGCGGGGGUCUCCUUACAUCCGUCGCAUACUAUUCUGAUGAGCCUGAUGAAUGAUGAUGAGAGAGUCAUUUUGGAAGGCCUGAAAGGCACGCCUCAAAUGUUUGCACCCGCCGGAAAUGACCACGAGAAUGUGAAACCAGGAGGGCUGGGUCAAAAGUACCUUGGAGAUGACCUUACCAUUGUCGAGUUUCCCGAGAUGAAACACGGCUGGACCGUCCGAGGGGAUCUAAAGGAGCCAGGGGUUGAAGAGGCAACCAUAAGAGCCAUGAAAGAAGCAGUGACAUUCUUCAAAAAACAUCUAAAGUAGCAUUGCCUUAAAUGAUUUGCUCUCAUUUCCCAUUCUUGGCGAUUACCAUUAAGGCCAAGGCAGCAAUAAACUUUUUAUCUCACCAUGAUUUUAAGAUGUUCAUGACGGUACGAGCUCAUGUCCCUCAUUUUCGGAAAAGAUACAGUCAUAUCUGUCUUUCAUAUUAAAGAGAAGAAGAAUACAUCGUCAUUGAUAGUCUUCUUCCAUUAA